Messenger RNA from Vigna radiata var. radiata (mung bean), 575 nucleotides. RefSeq lists its product as uncharacterized. The record is from RefSeq and is a predicted model, not a curated record. The coding region runs from base 169 to 375 and encodes 68 amino acids. The transcript has a single exon. Lineage: Eukaryota; Viridiplantae; Streptophyta; Magnoliopsida; Fabales; Fabaceae.
AAAGGAAGGCAGAAAUCACAUGCUAAAGUGAAUGAAUUAUUCAUUAUUUUUAUGCCAAACUUUAUAGGAUUCCAAUUCUCCUUUGAGGGAUAUAGAACGCAACAUUAGUUUAGGUCUCUUGAUCUUUCUCUACCAUCUGUUUUUCUACUUUGCUCUUUGAAGUGUACGAUGAACGAUUGGGCUCCUCCGCUCAUAGCUGCAGCACUGUUUUGGCUCUUGUCCCCAGGAAUGAUCUUUCAGUUGCCGGGGAAGAAUGCACCCUUUGAGUUCAUGAACAUGAAGACCACUGUUGCAUCCAUGUUUGUGCACACUGUAAUUUAUGGUUUGCUGCUCAUGUUGUUCUUCGUUGUUCUUAGUGUUCAUCUAUAUAUUUAAGCAGCACCAACCGUUAUUGGAAGUAAACUUAUAUGUGCUGCUUUCUCUUUUGAACACUCUGCUAGUUGCAAGUGUUGUGUAAUUAUCCAAUAGUCCGUAGAGCAUAUCUCACAUGAUGUUCUUAUAGCAACUAUGCUGAAAAUGGAAUAGAUGCAACUGGAAGUGAUUGCUAUGUUACUUUCAUAUGCUUUUUCCUUACA